AUGACGGAACCACUUUCUUCUGCUAGUGAGUUGGAAGACACAACCCCAGCUUCAACAGAACAGUCACCUCCUGUAGGAGCUCAGGAACAAGUUAACUUUCACAAAGAAGUGUUACGUAAAGUACAUGCCUUAAGAUCACAUCGGAAGUUAUGUGAUGUUGUGUUACGAGCUGGUGAUCGGGAGAUUCCAACUCAUCGUGCGAUAUUAGCAGCAGUUAGUUCAUAUUUCCAAGCUAUGUUCACUCAUGAGUUGAUGGAAAAGAUAUUGUCAGCCCUUCUUCUCUCUUACAAAUCACUGAAGUACAAGGAGUUGUGUUGUUCAUUUCUUAUGAAACAACUUGAGGUCUCUAAUUGUCUUGGUAUAAAGACUUUUGUUGAAGCAAAUGGUUGUUUUCUCAAGUCUCAGAAGAUAUUGAUAAAUUUGCUCCUCCUAGCUCAUAUCCGACUACCAAUGCUAUCUGUACCAUUUCUUAUGGAUUACCCUACUAAUUUUUGGUCUUUUGUUGCACCAAUGGGGACUUGCCGUUCUGGAGUGGGCGUGGGAGUUCUGGGUGGAGCUAUGUGUGCAGCUGGUGGCUAUGAUGGCGCUCUUGUGUCAAAUACUGUUGAGCGUUUUGAUCCUGAUAAAAAUAUAUGGAACAAUAUUGCUAACAUGAGCACUCGUCGUAGUUUUCCUGGGGUAGCUGUAUUUGACGCAACUUAUGUUUUUGGAGGCAAUGAUGGUACAUCAUUCCUCAGUAUUGUUGAGUGUUAUGACCCACAUGUCAAUCGCUGGUUAACAAUAGCUCCCCUUAGCAAACCUCGUGCUGGUAUUGGCGUAGCUGUACUUGGCCAACAAAUCUUUGUUGCUGGAGGGAAAACGAUGGCACGUCAAGACUUGAUUCUGUUGAAUUUUUUAGAUAUACGCACUGGUCAAUGGCAAACAGCUGCUCCAAUGAUGUCGGCAAGAGAUGGACUUGAGCAAGUGAAGAUGAUGCACUCCCUAUCGAGAUAUUCCUACUUGGCAACUGAGGAGAAGAAAGAUGACUAG
This is a messenger RNA of Gigantopelta aegis, 1029 nucleotides long. RefSeq names its product kelch-like protein 20. Gene Ontology annotation, molecular function: protein binding. The record is from RefSeq and is a predicted model, not a curated record. NCBI's taxonomy places the organism in Eukaryota, Metazoa, Mollusca, Gastropoda, Neomphalida, Peltospiridae.